This is a messenger RNA of Trypanosoma cruzi, 2883 nucleotides long. RefSeq lists its product as uncharacterized. Bases 1 to 2883 code for a protein of 960 amino acids. The transcript has a single exon. The record is from RefSeq and is a predicted model, not a curated record. Lineage: Eukaryota; Euglenozoa; Kinetoplastea; Trypanosomatida; Trypanosomatidae.
AUGCGGCCGUUAGGUCUAAGCAGCCGGCAUGAGCGGGAGUUGGCUAGCGAGAGCCCCGUUCUGGUAAGUGUUGGUCGCGCAGAUUUCCAGCUUCGGAGUGAAAUGGAUCAAACGACAGUCGCUCUCCGGCAAAGGGAGGCGCAGCAGCAGCGGGUGUUUAGACGAGAGCGUGCAUCUGUACGGUCACGUGUGGAUCGUGACAUGCAGGCUUUGUUAGAGGGCGUGGAGGGCGUGUUGCCGCCCUGCGUCAUUGACCCGCCAGUCAUCACGGAGACUCGUUCUUCGGUCUUUUCAUUGCCAGGAAAAAAGGGGGCAGCACGCACGGCACAUGCGACGGGAGAGCUGCCACCAGCAUCCUUGUCCACUUCGAGUAGGGAGAGAAGAGUCCUUGUUUCAUGCGGUGAAGAUCGCAGCAAGCUGAACGGUGCGGCGGAGGAAGUGACGCCUUUGCAGGUUGCUGGCGUGCAUAGAGGCGGAGGGGGUGCACUACCACGCGGUUUUCCACUCCCGUUUGAGGAGUCGGGCUUUCAAUGUGUGACACAUUGGGCCGACACAAGCUUUCAAGAGGUGUUGCUUGCUGCGUUGGGGCCGCGCUCUCAGCGGGAGCGCAGAGAGAAGGAUGCACCCAGCAGUCGCUUCCUUGUGAGUGUGGCGUGUUAUUUGCUCAAUGAGCUUCUUACACGUGAGCCCAAAAUGUCUGUUAUUUGGCCUGAGCUUCGUGAUGUGAUUUUUAAGGCGGUUUUUCGGCCAUGUGAGCCCUCUUCUGCUCCCGGGACGGAAGGCGCUGAUGCGUCAUUUUAUCCCCGUUUUGAGUCCUGCCAUGACUUUACGGGCCUGCAAUUGUGGUCCGAUGCUUUUUUUGCGAGCCGCGCGGAGAACGCCCGGUUGCAGCAGAGGAUUGAGGAAUUGAAGGGAAUCUUGCGAAAAAGUCGUCUUAUCCUUCGUUUUGCACAGCGGCGGGUGGAUCGCAUGCGUCUUUGGCACACUUUUUGUGCAUGGCGGAAAACAACACAGCGAGAACGAUCUUUUCUUGAUUCCGCGACGGCUUAUUUUACGCGUGUGCGGCAGCGUAUUCGCAUGGAGGGGUGCUUCCUGCGUUGGCGACGCGUUGCGACCCAUUCUCAUGGGUUGGAGCUGCUGAGGAUGUUGAAGGAGUCUGAGGUGCGGCUUGCGUUUGUGGAGAGCUCCAAUACGAAGAAAGUGGCCACCCUCAUGAAUCAACUUGAGGAAGAACGGAAGUCGAAUUUAAUUCUUGAAAUGAAAAAGGAGGCGUUGAAAUCUCAGUUGGCGGAAGGCCAUGUGAUUGCUCUUCGUGCGAUAGACAAUGAGAUUCAACAGCAUCAGGCAAACGUUUUGAUGACAAAAAAGCAAAGCAAGCGUUGGGAACGUUUGGCAAAGACAUUUUCAUACCGCGUCAAUUGUGUGAUGGUUCCGCCGUCUUUGAGAAAGUAUGGCGUUGCCUUGCGGCUUAUUGAAGAUAAAUACGCGUUGAAUGCAUCAGUUCCAAACAAUUUGGGGAUUGAGGCACGUCGGGCUCUUGAGGCCUUUCUGUUGGAGUGGGUCAAUUAUUUCAUGAGGACCACGGUGGGGGGUGACUUUUGGCGUCCCGUCGUGAAGAUUAACACGGGUUUGAAUGACGGCGACUUUGGCUCUAGCGCACUGCUGCAAUUUGUGCGUGCGUUGGAAUCGGUGUACAUUGCAAAGGGGGCGCAGUGCGAGGCGUCAGCUCCUCCUGUCAGCCGGUGGAAUGAGGGUCGCCGUUCAACUGAGGGAAAAGACAGCACAAGUUUGCCUCUGGAGGAGCAAAGUGACGUGGUCUUUACGGAGCUGAGACGCCUGCUCUACAUACAGACAAUGGAAGGUCUGCACCCCACACUGCUGUGCCAUUGCACAUUCCUGGACAGUUUUUUUACCCCCACACUCUUCUGUCGGGCCGCACACCCCACCGCUAUGCUUUGGGUGCUCGCUUCGCUCUUCGUUGGGUACACACGUCUUGCAUGCAGUGGAUCAGCGCUGGUGGAAAAUGAUUUGGACGCCGCCCUACGCUGCCAAGAAGAAGUCGCGCUUCAGGAUCGCACCACAGGGUUCCCUUCAAUGUGUAAUGAAAAGGCAGAAACGGUGCCGGCUGUUUCGGCUACGGCGGCAAAAGAGGGUGGAUUUGUUAAAAACCGUUCAGGGCGGCGAAACAGUCGUGUGCAUGUCGUAUCAAAAAAUACGGCUAUUCAAAAGCGUCUACGCUCAAAGCGAUGGAGCAUGGAAUCCUUUCGCAAACGGCAUGACGAGGAGGAGGCGGAUGAGAAAGCGGCCAGCGAAAUGGAACGACUUGCAGAUACCCUCUCGGAUUUGGAAGUAUAUUUGGGCCUUGACGACCAGGAGGACCAGGAGAGUUCGGACAGCAGCAAAAGCAACAGUAGAUGUACAAGCAGUGAAGGAGGGCGCACUAUUGAUAGGAAUGAUGACUAUAUAGAGUUGUCGUCAACGGUCAUGCAUUCCAGCUCGGAUGCACGAGAGGAGUCAGCAUCCAAACCAAGCACAAACGUCACAAGGGGAGAACGACAACGACGUGUGAAUCGGAAGGCACAUUUAAUCCCACCUAUGAAUACUUCAAUAUGUUCUUUUUCAUUUCGGGAUUUUGUAGCGUAUCAUAGCCGGGAGACAAAAAAGAGACGAUUAUGGACGGGCUUUUCCCGUGUGGUUACUUCAUUGGUUGUGCGGCUCCGUGUUUUGGAUGUGGAACCCCCGACAUCGGUGGAAUUCAAUCCCGUUUCCGGUAGAAGAAAAUCCGCUCUACGCACAAAAAACACAUCCCUUUCCGCUUCAGCUCGCUCGGCUUUCACUAUUCAGUCACGCAAGCCCAUUCGGCUGGUGCCUUCACUUUCGUAG